CCACAGAGUCUCGUGUACGGCAUAACUUAGAGGUUAUUUAGAGAAAAUUCCUACAAAAAGAAAGUGUAUAAUCUCGAAUGUCAUCUGAUGUCAUUGCUCCGAAAAAGAAACUCUUUCUCGUUAUAGGUUAUCCACGAUUACCUACUGGUUAUCUAACGGUGACACGUUUCAUCCACGUGGUUGGACCGAUAGAAGACCAAUAGAUUUGAAUUGAUCUAGCUUUUUAGUGGCCGUUUUUGUGAAAGUAUCGUGCACGUUCAAGACAUCAGUCGAAACGCAAAACUUGGCACAGAAUCGUUAGUGAGACUCGCCCCAGAAGACAUGUAGGCUACGAACGAGGUUAGCUGUACCCCUUUCCAAAGCUCAUGUCCUGCAGUCGCUGGAUUCGAUGCCGCGGGACGUCAUUCUUGUGUCGCGCGAUUUUAUGAGGACCUCUAAAGGCUCUAAACGUUAUUUUGUACACCUUAGCAAUAGGAACCGUCAACCAAAUGGCGACGAUGUUCACAUCGAGGAGACUGCUCAAGGUCGCCACUAUUGGAACAAUCGGGCUCGGUACCCUGGCAUCCCUCAGAGUGAACGAGUAUGAUAUCGGUGCCAUCGGCAUCGUGCGGCUGAGCCGUGCCGCGCUUGCGGUGCUCGAUAUAGGCCGUCACUACAAAAAGGAGUUGUACGGCAGCAACCUGGACAAAACGUCGCCGGAGUAUAAACAGCUGAAGUCAAGCGUGCACAAGUACGGUGCGCAGCGGCUGCUGGAGCUCUGCUGCGCCAACAAGGGGGUGUACAUCAAGGUUGGCCAGCACGUGGGCGCGAUGGACUAUCUGCUGCCGCAGGAGUACGUGCACACCAUGCGAGUGCUGCACAACGCGGCGCCGCAGUCCUCGUUCAGCGACGUGCUCACUGUGAUCAAGGAGGACUUCAAGCGGGAUCCGUACGAGAUAUUUCAAAGCAUCGACCCGGAGCCCCUGGGUGCCGCCAGUCUCGCGCAGGUGCACAGGGCCGUGCUGAAGAACGGCGACGUGGUGGCCGUGAAGGUGCAGCAUCGCGCCGUCAAGAGCAACUCCUACGUCGACAUCAAGACCAUGUCGGCUCUGGUGAGCAUCACGUCCCUGGUAUUUCCAGACUUCAAGUUCAACUGGCUAGUCAAGGAAACGAAGAGAAACAUCCCGCAGGAGCUGGACUUCGUGCGCGAGGGCGAGAACGCCGAGAAGGUGCAGCGACUCUUUAGCGGCUAUCGCUGGUUGAAAGUGCCUAAGAUCUACUGGGACGUAUCGUCGUCCCGCGUGCUCACGAUGGAGUUUGUGAACGGCGGGCAAGUGAACGACCUGGAGUACAUGCGCGCCCACCAGCUGAACCCGUACGAGGUCACGAGCAAGCUCGGUCGCCUGUAUAGUCACAUGAUCUUCAUCGAGGGUUUCGUCCACUCGGAUCCGCAUCCCGGUAACAUAUUGGUGCGCAAUCGUGACUCCCAGGCGGAGAUCGUGCUCCUGGAUCACGGCCUCUACGCCGACCUGUCCGACGAGUUUCGCUGGAACUACUCGAAGCUGUGGCUGGCGAUUCUCGACGGCGAUCGUGUAUCCAUGAAGGAAUACUGCACGCGUCUCGGCGUCGCCGACCACUACGGCCUACUUUCGUGCAUGGUGUCGGGCCGUACGUGGGACACGAUCAUGUCCGGCGUGCGCAAGACUCGGUACGAUACCCGCGAGAAGGAGAUGUUCCAGCAGAACAUCCCGAAUCUGCUGCCGCAGAUCAGCGUCGUACUGGACCGCGUUAACCGGCAGAUGCUGCUGAUCCUCAAGACCAACGAUCUGAUACGCAGCAUCGAGUACUCGCUGCGCACACAGUCCAGGAUGUCGGCCAUGAUAGAAAUGUCCAGGUGCUGCGUGCGCUCCGCGUACGGCGAGAGGCUCAAGCAGUGCUCGAGCGCGUGGGACAAAUGCCGGGUGCUGUUCGAGGAGCGCUGGGCGCUCCUCAAACUGUCGCUCUACUACGUGUACCUGGGUCUGAUAAACUUCGACUUGAACCGCUCGGUCGAGUCUCUAUGGACGAAGGACUUUUAUCCAUUUUAAUGAAGGCUUCUUUUUAAAUUAAAUGUGGUUUUUUGUUAUUUUUGUGUGAAUUGUCGGGCUCCUUGGAAUCUUUUUUUUCUUUUUUUAACGA
Molecule: messenger RNA, 2157 nt
Organism: Monomorium pharaonis (pharaoh ant)
Lineage: Eukaryota; Metazoa; Arthropoda; Insecta; Hymenoptera; Formicidae
Gene: Adck1
Product: aarF domain-containing kinase 1
Exons: 2
Coding region: 489-2066 (525 amino acids)
Biological process (GO): lipid homeostasis; mitochondrion organization; protein phosphorylation
Cellular component (GO): mitochondrial inner membrane
Molecular function (GO): ATP binding; protein kinase activity
Source: RefSeq, a predicted model, not a curated record